UUUAUAAUAUGAUGAGUAUCAUUAGUUAUUUACUUGAGCACACAGGUCAUCAAUUUUCAUAGCGUUUCACAAAGUCCACUGGGCUAAAGCUGAUGAUCGUAACUCGAUUCACGGUCAUCUCAAGAUGGCGAAUGAAACUGAAACAUUAGAGGGUACACCGUGAAUACAUUGAUUAUACAUAAAAAGAAAAUAGCAGAUCGAUUGGUUUGAACGUUCUCGUAUUUAAAUGAACUCCUGAAAUUCGUUUUGUGAUAUAUAUGGAAAAUUUAUCGUACUAGAAAGAAACAACGAAACAAAAUGUCGAAAAUUUUGUACAUAACCUUUAUUAGUUAUAUUAUUAUCACUUCAUAUCAUGGAAUAAAUGCUUGCACUUCUGCAAACUGCCUGUGUCGAGAACAGUUGCCAAAAAUAUAUGUUAUUUGUAACAGCAAACAGUUAACGUCAGUACCAGAUGGUAUAGAAGCAAAUACUACAAAUCUGCUGUUAUCGGUUAAUCGUCUCAUCGCAAUUGAGGGCAACGACUUUUCUGGACUCACAGAAUUGAAAAUAUUAAAAUUAGAUAAUAACGAGAUUGUCAGUAUUGCAGCAGAUGCGUUUCAAGAUCUUAUAUCGUUAACAGAAAUACAUCUUAGCGCUAACCAAAUAACCAGUUUACCUUCAGGAUUAUUUUCUGCCAACGUUAUUCUCCAAAAUGUAUAUAUAAAGGACAAUAAUCUGACCAUGGUAUCAGCUGCUGUAUUUAGAGCGAUAACACAUAUAACUACAAUAUCACUGACAAAUAAUCCGCUUGUAUGUUGCAAUAUGACAGAUUUGUUAAUUUGGAAAUACAACCAAUCAAGUAUGCCUGACGGAGCCUUUAAAGCAAUGUGUUAUGACUUUAAUACAGAGACUGAUAUCCAUUCCUUUGAUUCGUCAACUUGUUUAAUAGUUGCUGGACAGUGGAGUAUGUGGAUAAAUUCCUCUUGUUCAGUGACCUGUGGGGAUGGAAUAAUUACACGAACAAGAACUUGCGAUAAUCCAGUGCCUUCAGACGGUGGUGAUGAUUGUUUUGGAUCCAGUAAUGAAACAGUACAGUGUAACGUAGACCCUUGUCCACGUUCUACCUCAGGGCCAGAAUUAAAAACAUUGGUUAUCAGUCUUGUCUUAGGAAUUUCUGCUGCUGUCGGAAUUGCGAUUUUCAUCAUAUUAAUCUCACUAAAAAUGAGUUCGCUGAAAAAAGUGAAAAAUAAAAGUACGGAUGACAUUUCAACAGUCGAGAAACACCAUAAAGCAUGGACAUAGAUAAAAAAAAAAAAAAAAAAAAAAGAGACUACGUUACAUACAAUUCAAUGUGCGUGAUACAACUAAUGGCAAAAGGGCAUUCAUGGCAGCUGAGUAAGGGGAUUAAUCCAACUGAUAUCAGAUCAAAAAUAUAAAAAACACUGAAGUUUUUUUCUUCAAUUGUUAGAUCUACUCUUUCUUAAUGUAAUGUUGCACAGAUGCACUAUUAUUUUUUUAAUUUCUUUUCAUAAACGCUAUGACAUCAAUAUUUGUGAAACAACUCUUUAUCCAACUAUACUUAUCGUCUAAUAAAUGAAGUAAGGUGUGCUUAAGUUUCAAUGAAUAAUAAUGUCCGCUACAAGUAUAUACAAAAAACAAGAGAAAGAAAGAGAGAGAGGAUUAUGUUCAAACCGGAUACAGAAUGGCCUUUUUCGAUUGCGAAAUGAUACAGAUACAAAUCUGUGAACUAGCAAUCAUUAUUAACAAUGAGAGUAAGAUAUAAAACACACUUAAUUUACUAACGACAAACACAUGACAUUGAAUAUACAUAAUUUAUGGCAAAAGACAAGAGACAAACGUUUCCUAUGUCCCGUCUUUUUCGCGUAUAAGAUUGAAUUUACGCACGUGCAUGAUCACGUUAAUUGAAAUACGAAAACACUAUUAUCAAGGGGUACAAUCAAAAUCACGUGAUGGAUAUACACACACCGGAAGUAACAGUCGAGCAGACCGCUUGAAAGGUAAGUAGUCGUAUUUACUUGUUUAUAUCAAUAAAAUUUAAUAAAUAACGUAGUGCACCGAAUGUCGGAUACUAUCUAGUUUUGAAAUACACAAUUAUCCUUGCUUGAAAGCGUGCAGUUAAUGCUAACACUUCGACACAGUUAUCCGUCGAAAAGUUGGAACUGUGUCGAAGUGUUUGCAAUAACUGCACGCUUUCUAGCAAAAAAAAAUGUGUAUUUUAAAACUACAUACUAUCCGACAUUCGGUGUGCCAACUUAUUAAUCAAAAUUUAAUUGAUAUAAACAAGAAAAUGCAACUACCAACCUUUCAAGCGGCGAGUUCGACUAUAAUCUGGUGUGUGUAUAUCCAUCACGUGAUAUUGAUUGUACCCCUUGUAUUAUGGUAAAAGUUCAUUAUGCUGUUUUAAGUUUGCGGGAAAAUUAACCUUGCAGAUUAUGUAUUACAAUGUUGGACGUGUAAACUGCAAACUGCUUCAAAUAUAACACUUUUUUUAUUUCAGUUACUUGUUCAUAACGAAAUGACAUUUUAUUAUAAAUUAUGACCAUGAAACAGUGCUUAAAUGAGCUCCAUACAAGCACUUUUCUCACCAUUUUUGUGACAUGUGUAUAUAAAUUUAGCUUGAAACAGUUUAUUUACAAACGAAUUGUAAUUUCUUUUUAUUAUAUACAUUUUAGUUACAUACAUUUCAGUUACAUACAUUUUAGUUACAUACACCACUUGUAUUUGUAAAUAUUAUAAUUUAUAAGUAUAGAUAUGUGUUUACAAUUAAUGAUUAUGCAGUUGAACGAAGCUGAACAUGAACGAAUGAUGUUUUUUUUUGUAAAAUAUACAGGAUAAUUUAAAUGUUUAAUUUUUUUCCGAUGUUGUGGAUGUGUUUUAAGUUUUAUUCACUGAAAAAAUGACAUACCGCUUUGCAAUAUAUAAGACUGUGAUACAGAAUGUUUGUGUAUUUUUCUCUUUCUUUGUACGAUACAUUUGUAAAUAUGGAUUAUAGGACCGAUAUUAAAGUGUAUAAAUCAAUUUUAACACUUCAAAAUUGCUUUCUUUUUGUAGUUAUAAUGUACAUGUAUAACUGCAUGUGUUGAACAUUCUCAUUAUAAGAAAAAAAAACCUGACAAAGCCAUGCUAAAAGUAAAAAAGACAAACAGACAAACGAUAGUACAGAAGACACAAUAUAAUAGAAAACUAUAGACUAAGCAACACGAACCCCACAAAAACCUGGGGUGAUCUCAGGUGCUCCGGAAGGGUAGGCAGAUCCUGCUCCACAUGUGACACCAGUCGUGUUGCUUAUGUUAUUAUAAAUUCAGUAAAAAAUCUUAUACGGUAGGUCACAUUCGUGAAAAGGGAAGGUUCAUGCUAAAUAUAACAUUGCUUACUAAUCGGAAGAACCCAUAUAUGAUAUGCAGACGCGAAUUGAAGAGGCAUUCAGAAUCCUAAGUCGAAAACCAACAGUUACAGGACGAAAUAUGCAUCAUGUUAUCCUCGACAUUUAACAUCAUCGGAUGCGCCUAAUCAACGAACGUAUGUUUACAUGAGCUACAUAACGGAUAAACAUUCUACACAGGACUUGCUUAUUAUUGCAGAACACCAUAGAUCAUCACCUGUUUAUUGUGGGGCGCAAGUUUCUCAGUCUUUGUUUCUAGAAUUUUUGUUUUCUCGUGGGUAUUUUUAUUUCUAAUUGCGUUGUGGGUUUGUGAUCAAUUUACAUUUACAUAUUUGAAUAUCGCUUUUACAUUUUCAGCCUCUCUUACUCUAAAGUUGGCUCAGGUUUCUUGCUCCAGCUUCGAUUUUGAGGAAGCAGAUAACAGUAGGUCUAGGUCUUUAAGGAAAUGAUCAAAUUUUGAGAGUAGUAUGUUAUUCUACUUUUGAUGUUUAUAUUGAAAAUAAUGCGUUUUAUCAAACUGACGACUGUAAUUUCUAAAAAAUCACCAUAUUUAUGCUCAGUUUUUUCCAACUUUGCCAAAUAAGGUUAGAUAACUCAGAAAGUAGAGAAUAUAACUGAGAUACAGUAAUUCUAUAAUAGAAAGUGUUGUGAUUUUACCUAUUUUGAUAUGUUGCAAGAAAACAAGUUCGAUGACCCAUUUUUUUCUGUUCUUCCUGUCAGCAUGUUAUAAGAGUUAUCUUCUCACAAUUUAGUCUUAGUUCUAUAGUUACACGACAUAAUCAGAUAUAGUGAACCGUAUAAAGACAAUAGAUGCACAUUGUGUUGCGUAAAAUACAGAAACAAAUCGAAAAGAAGGUUAUGUUCCUUAAUGUACCGUUUGCAAUAAAAAGAAUUGAAAUAAGAUAUUAAAUUAUUGUGUAAAAUAAACGCUAAUGAAUUGACUUUCGGAAAAAAGGUGCUUUUUAAAACUAGUCGUAGUAUAUUUUUGUCAAUUGUUGAAAAAAAAUGUAUUGACUUA
Molecule: messenger RNA, 4400 nt
Organism: Mytilus trossulus (common blue mussel)
Lineage: Eukaryota; Metazoa; Mollusca; Bivalvia; Mytilida; Mytilidae
Exons: 13
Coding region: 298-1281 (327 amino acids)
Biological process (GO): axonogenesis; regulation of presynapse assembly; positive regulation of synapse assembly
Cellular component (GO): membrane
Molecular function (GO): protein binding
Source: RefSeq, a predicted model, not a curated record